AUGCCUGCCUCCAAGGUGCGAAAGCCUAAGACUUGGGCGGAAGAGCUUGCAGAUCUAGAGGAUCCUGCGCCUAGAGACUUUGAUCCAGAAGAGCAUGACCCGGCCGUAACGUUUUCAGCAGAGAGCGAUGACGGUAGUGAUGGAGACAAUGCAAGAGCACAUUAUGAGAAGCAAGAGCAGAGCGCCCUGCGCAAAUCGGAGAAAAUCGAUCUCGGCCCAAAGUACACAGGUGUGAGUGUGGGCAGGGACGACUUCGGUCUUGGUGAUGCAAGCGAUGCUUCUGAAGAUUCGGGGACCGGUGAUGGAGAUGAGCUUUCGGGAGACGAAGCCUCUUACAAUGGCCUCGACGCUCCUGGCAAUGCCGCUCAGGCCAAUAGGAAUGGCAGGUCUCAGAUCAACGAAGAGCCUGACAGCGGAUCAGACGUGGACGCAGAGGAAGAAAUGAAUGACAUCGACUUUGAGUCCGAAAGCGAGGAAGAUGACAUGAAUACUGGCGACGAUGAAAGCGCAGGAACCUCCCCUCCUUCCUCCCCGUCCUCCGACCGCGCUGCGAUCCGCAAAAUGAUGGCCCAAGAGCAGACAGUCGUUGCCUCCAGCCUAGCAAAAGCAGCUCAAUCCGAUGUCAACAAAGGCCGUGCUUUGAAACGCCAGCGACAGACCUUCAAUUCGCUCCUGAACAUGCGCAUCAAGCUCCAAAAAGCUCUCAUAUCUACCAACUCCCUGCCUCCACCUUCCUCUGACCAAGAAAUACCCCCCGAUCACACAGCCGCUAUUGAAGCCGCAGAAACCGCAGCCAUUCACCUCUGGACCUCUCUCAACACCCUCCGUUCCUCCCUCCACCCCUCCUCCUCAACCUCCAAAAAGCGCCCUCUCAGCGCAACGACUACCACAUCCUCAUCAGCCCUCUGGUCCUCAAUGCAAGACCACGAAAAACACUCCACCCCCCUCCGGCGCGCCACAUUGGCAAAAUGGUCCGAGAAAACCGCCCCGAUACCCACCAUCUCUCGUGGCAGCAAGUUCUCCCAAGCACCCACCCAACAACCACUCAUGAGCAUGCUAGACCAACAACUCUCCGGCUCGAAUCUAGACCGCCACAUCGCACGCACAAGAGUCGCGCGGAGUUGUGCGCCCGUACAAGCUGCCCGACAAGCCGAAAAAGGUCGGAGUCGGCGUGUAGACGAACAAGAGGAAGAGCGCACCGCCAUCUACGACGACGCAGAUUUCUACACCCUCCUCCUCCGCGAGCUCGUGGAUCAGCGCAUGGGCGAGCAGAGCAACACGCACACCGGUACUGGUGCUAGUGGUACGAUCAAGAUACCGAGUCAGCGGGACUUGAGGGCGAAGAAAACAGUGGACACCAAAGCGAGUAAGGGGCGGAAGAUGCGGUAUAAUGUGCACGAGAAGCUGUUGAAUUUCAUGGCGCCGGAGGAUCUGGGGGUAUGGGGGGAGCGGCAGAGGAGGGAGUUGUUUGCGGGGUUGUUGGGGCAGAAAGCACGGGUCGAUAUGAUGGCUGAGGAGGAGGGAGAUGGGGACGAGAUGGAUGUGGAUAGUGCCGAGGAGGAACAGGAAGGAGAGGGUGGUUUGAGGCUGUUUGGGUGA
Molecule: messenger RNA, 1599 nt
Organism: Bacidia gigantensis
Lineage: Eukaryota; Fungi; Ascomycota; Lecanoromycetes; Lecanorales; Ramalinaceae
Exons: 3
Coding region: 1-1599 (532 amino acids)
Biological process (GO): maturation of SSU-rRNA from tricistronic rRNA transcript (SSU-rRNA, 5.8S rRNA, LSU-rRNA)
Cellular component (GO): nucleus; nucleolus
Source: RefSeq, a predicted model, not a curated record